UGUUCAGUAGGUGACGACGAUUGUGGCGGUACACUGCUCCUUCUGCAGUGCAGACGCGAUAUGAACAUUCAGUGUCAGCUGGCUGGAUGACGACUGCUGGCUUCCAGAGGCCAUGCUCCUGGAUUGUAACUGACUCUCCGUCGUUCAGUGGUGGCAGUGGUCUGGCUGACCUGUCGUAGUAUCGCUUUUGUUGUUGAUGUCUAUGUGCACGUUUUUCAUGCAUUUCCUUGUAGCUGAUGACCUCAGGUUGCAGUUGCUGGUUGGUGCUGGGAAGGAUUGAGCGAAGACCGCGGCUCAUCAACAGCUGGGCUGGUGAUUUGAAGUUGUCAACUGGAGUGUUGUGGUAUUCAAGGAGACUGAGGCUAACAAGGAGAGCAGCAGAUGACGACGCGAUGUCAUUACGGAGAGUAAAUGUGGCCAUCCUUGUGCUGCUGGCAGUAGCAUUUCUGAUCAUCGUGCAACGGAAUCUCCUGAAUCUCAAUGACUUCCUUAGAAGUGAGAAUCCAGAUGCAGUGCCAGGUAUGAUUCUGCCAUUUGAGUCUGAGUUUUCUCCUGAGCUCAGACCAGACCUUGUGAGAACUGGGGAGAAGAUCCCAGUGGUCAUUACUGCUGCAGAGGAGAGACUGGGAGCUGUGGUAGCUGCCAUGAACAGUGUCUACCAGAACAGCAAAGCCAACAUUGUGUUCAACAUUGUGACCAUGAAUGACACUGUGGAUCACCUCAAAGUGUGGAUGACUAAGACUCAGCUUAACAAUGUCAAGCACAAGAUCAUCAUAUUUGAGCCACAACUUCUCAAUGGGAAGAUUACCAAAAAUCCUCAGAAGCUUGACUCUGUGAAACCGUUGACCUUUGCCAGAUUUUACAUGCCGGUAUUCAUACCAGAUGCAGAAAAGGCCAUUUAUUUGGAUGAUGACAUCAUUGUACAAGGGGACAUCCAAGAGCUUUUUGACACAAGCCUAAAGUCAGGUCACGCAGCUGCGUUCUCAGACGACUGUGAUUCUGCAUCCACAAAGGGCAUCGUUCGAGGGGCCGGGACCCAGAACAAUUACAUUGGCUUCCUGGACUUUAAAAAAGAGGCCAUCAAGAAGCUGGGCAUGAGGGCUAACACGUGUUCCUUUAAUCCCGGCGUGAUCGUGGCCAACCUGACGGAGUGGAAGCGUCAGAACAUCACCAACCAACUGGAACACUGGAUGGAGCUCAACGCACAAGAGGACCUCUACAGUAAGAACCUGGCAGAGAGUAUUACCACACCUCCCCUGCUCAUUGUUUUCUACAAACACCACUCCAGCAUCGACCCCAUGUGGCACGUCAGACACCUAGGGGCUACUGGUGCUGGAAACCGCUACUCUCCCCAGUUUGUGAAAGCUGCCAAACUCCUCCAUUGGAACGGACAUUACAAACCAUGGUCCAGGACCUCUUCAUUCACCGAAGUCUGGGACAAGUGGUAUAUUCAGGACCCCAUGCGUAAAUUCCAUCCAGUUCGGAAACAUGCAGGGGACAAGUAGACUAAAGCAGGGAUGUGACCAGACAACAGCUAGUCUGCCUCUACCUGUCUGUCCUCUCAAAGUGACUUCUCAGGAACCCUAACGUGAUGCAAGCCCAUUCCAGUGAUAUGUCUACUGUUUACCAUGCAGUGAUGAAGAUCUCAGGCAGAGACAGCGGCAUGUUACAGAUAGAAAUGUGUCAUACGAUACAUCUCAAUAGUCUAGUAGUGGUCUUAUUUCACAUCAGUUGAGAUGCGCCAAUGGUUCUAUGCUUAGCUUCAUGAGACAAGAUAAUCAUGUGCCUGUGUUCAGGAACGAGCCCUCUAACAAUUUGCCAAGAUUGCCUCUUUCCUUAGACUUUUACUUUGAUCCUUGUUCUGACAGAAUUAAUCUCUUUGUUACUGCUGGUUGUCUCGCACUUUAACUCUUUUGUAUAUCAGUACCACAACACUAAACUUUACACAACAAAUAGUUAUAAACAAGCUUGAAGCCUACUAUCCUUUCUCUUGAUUGCAUUUUGCAAAGGAUGGAUAUAAUGGUAUACAGAAACCACUAUGGUAUCAAUACAUGUGCAAUAGCAUGUGUCGAAUAGCUUAUUUACAUCAUUGACACUUAUCUAGAGUGCAUACAUUCUCAUACUGGUUGCCCGUGGGAAUCAAAACCACACGGGACCAACUCUUAUGGUUUUUAUUUUAAAGUAUUCUCAAACGCUACACGCCUCCUGAUAAUGUGGUGAUUGCUUACAGCUGUUACAAGUCAGUCAGGGCUUAUUUUUGUACUCUACUUUGUACAAAGGAUUAUUCUAGCAGAUAAAUAUUCAAAUUGUCAUCCUUUUGUAAAAAUCUUAAUAAAACCAAGUCAACUACC
Messenger RNA from Oncorhynchus gorbuscha (pink salmon), 2351 nucleotides. Its product is annotated as glycosyltransferase 8 domain-containing protein 1-like. Gene Ontology annotation, molecular function: glycosyltransferase activity. NCBI's taxonomy places the organism in Eukaryota, Metazoa, Chordata, Actinopteri, Salmoniformes, Salmonidae. The record is from RefSeq and is a predicted model, not a curated record. Gene Ontology annotation, cellular component: Golgi apparatus. The coding region runs from base 237 to 1505 and encodes 422 amino acids. The transcript has 10 exons.